Molecule: messenger RNA, 1315 nt
Organism: Arachis stenosperma
Lineage: Eukaryota; Viridiplantae; Streptophyta; Magnoliopsida; Fabales; Fabaceae
Product: protein NETWORKED 3A-like
Exons: 2
Coding region: 434-1177 (247 amino acids)
Molecular function (GO): actin binding
Source: RefSeq, a predicted model, not a curated record
UUAGAGUGGUUGUGGAAGAUGGGUCGGGGAGAAAAUUGGUUAUGUGACUUAUUUCCGAUGUCUUAGGGAGCAAGACAUGUCUUCUUCUAGGAUCCAAUUAUUUGCCACUAUAACUAAGUAAAAGGUAGGGAUUAGAACACAACCAAAAUGUUUGAAGUCUACUAGAUUAGUAUUGAAAAAACACUCUCCAGAAACAGUAAUCAAACGUGGUCAGGUUUAAUAAAUAUGUGUAUAGUAAAGAAGUUUAUGUAAAUACUAGAUUAGUGUGGGGUCAAAGUAUAAGAUGAUAAGGGAAAAAUAUAUGUAGUAUCUAUAUCCUACUAAUAAAAUACCUCAGUUUAGUUAAGAACUGCAUCCAUCUCUGGGUAUAUGGAGAAGGUCCCUCGUAUGAUUAAAUCAUAGGAUUUCUGAUUUGGAUGAGAAAUUGGAAGCCAUGAUGACCAUUUUAGAGGAUGGCAGCAACUCUCCAAACGACGAACACAGAGAUUAUAAAUGGAGAGAAGACUUCAUGUGCAUGCUUGAAGAAUUUGGCCAGUCUUACCGCGCUUUAGCCAUAGCACAUAACCAACUCAAGUGCAAAAUAUCUGAUGGUACCUAUAAAACCUCUGAAAAUGAUGUCUUUCAUUCAAGAUCUUUAUUAUCUUCUGGUAUAUCAAAAUCUCCCCUGAAGGGUCCUGAUAUCAAUUUUGGUUGUACCAAUACAAAUUCUGUAUCAAAUAAGCAAGAAGGUGAAUACCAUGAGUUUUUAUCAGCUGACUCAUGCAGCAUGAAACUUAAACCAGAGCUUGAAGGUAGAGACACUGAAACAGAAGAAGGAAUGACUGAUCUCUCUAUCAAUAGAAAUGAUUCUAUGAAGAUUGGUGAUUCGGAAAUAAACCUCGAAGAUCCAUCAAUGGUGGAAUUUAAAUGCGACAAUAAGUGGUCGGCAAUGGAGUUUCAAAUUGCGAAGCUUACAAAAGAUAAUGUAAACCAAUUUAUAGAGUUGGCCAGAAGAAAUGACGAAAAGAGAGAAACCAUAAGAAGGCUUCACUUGGAGGUGGAAGAUUUGAAGCGUAAGAACAGGGUCCUGCUGUUUUCUUCAAGGUACUCCAAUGCUAAUUUAGAACGCCAUGAACCGUGGAUAUCAAACCCAGGAGGAAGUAACAUAGGCAAACUCUUCAGAGGUUGCUCUCCAUGAUGUUUUUGUAGAAUUCAUGAAACAAACUCUUGUGCAUAAAUCUUGAAUAACUAUAAAGAUAUACUUAGUCAUAUAAUAAGCGAAUAAGCACCUCUGGAACUGAGGAUAAAUUUAGGGGCAUGAUUUUUGUUUUUCAAU